GCGGACGAGCGCACGGACAGAGCGGAGCGCGCUGCGUGGCGACCCCGGCGUCCCCCAGCCUCCUCGGCGUCCCCGGCCCGCAGCUCUCAGGACCCUCGGCGCGCGCCGCCCCGAGCCGAGCCCUCCCAUGAAGCCGCCCGCGACAAAGGGCAGCCCGGCGGCCGCCGCGGCCGCAGCCCCGGCCUUGGACUCGGCGGCCGCCGCGGACCUGACGGACGCGCUGUGCGAGUUUGACGCGGUGCUGGCUGACUUCGCGUCGCCCUUCCACGAGCGCCACUUCCACUACGAGGAGCACCUGGAGCGGAUGAAGCGGCGCAGCAGCGCCAGCGUGAGCGACAGCAGCGGCUUCAGCGACUCGGAGAGUGCCGAUUCGCUGUACAGGAACAGCUUCAGCUUCAGCGAUGAAAAACUGAAUUCCCCAACAGACCCUGGCCCCGCCCUGCUCUCCCCCACUGUCCCUCCGCGGAAAGCCAAACUGGGAGACACAAAAGAGCUAGAAGACUUCAUUGCUGAUCUUGACAGAACACUAGCAAGCAUGUGAGACAGGGCGUCCUGCGCCUUGCACCCUGCAGAAGCUUCAGGAAGCUCGGAGGACCUGGAAAAGCCAGCUGCGGAGGGGACGGAGAGGAGCCCUCACCCACCACCCGGCUGUUCUCAGGCUCGCCUCCAAGUCAGCCCUGGGGCACACCUCUUGGCAAUUUAGACAGUGAAACUGACUUUGUUUACCUGCUUGCAGCGAGUUAGGACAAAUGAUCCACGCUAAUGUUGUGUUUUAAAACACGGCUUUCCUGUAAUUUAAAGUGCUUUUAUGAAAAUAUUUGUAAUUAAUUAUAUAUAGUUGGAAAUAGUAAUAUGCUUUUCCCAUUAUAAUAUAUUUUUGUAUACAAAUAAAAUUUGAACUGGAAUC
Lepus europaeus (European hare) is the source of this 907-nucleotide messenger RNA. It is a transcript of the gene RGCC, whose product is annotated as regulator of cell cycle. Gene Ontology annotation, molecular function: protein kinase binding; protein kinase activator activity. Gene Ontology annotation, biological process: regulation of cell cycle. The coding region runs from base 128 to 541 and encodes 137 amino acids. The record is from RefSeq and is a predicted model, not a curated record. The transcript is spliced from 5 exons. NCBI's taxonomy places the organism in Eukaryota, Metazoa, Chordata, Mammalia, Lagomorpha, Leporidae. Gene Ontology annotation, cellular component: cytoplasm.